Molecule: messenger RNA, 1075 nt
Organism: Saccostrea cuccullata (small rock oyster)
Lineage: Eukaryota; Metazoa; Mollusca; Bivalvia; Ostreida; Ostreidae
Exons: 10
Coding region: 102-986 (294 amino acids)
Source: RefSeq, a predicted model, not a curated record
AUACGUUACAAUCAUGGUGGCGUCUUUGUAUUGUGACGUCACAAUAACUUAUACCUUCACAACGGAGGCAAAACACUGAAGUCGUGAGCAGUGAAACCAUUAUGGAACAUAAGUACAAGAAGAGUAAGGAAUAUUUUGGAAGUUUGGGAGAUUCAGAAAGUGAUUGGGUAGACAAUACCAGGUCAGAAUUCAAAGACGGUACAGAAUACCUAGAAUGGUUGGAGCGACAACUUCCAUAUAUAGAGGAAUUUGAAGCUAGUGAUGCGGAUCAUUACUACUUUUUUCGGAGCUGGAGCAAACAAAGAUCAUACUUCCCUGAGAUGGAACCUUUAAUUGAAAUUGAAGAGGAAGAGAGUAUAAGUUUGACACAUGACUAUGCUGAUGGAGCAGUGAAGGAAACUGAAAAGGUGUGGGAAAAUGGAACAAAGCCAGAAUUCAAAGACGGGAGGCAACUCGUGGAAUGGCUCGAAAGAAAGUUGUCAUAUCUGGAGCCAUUUGCUCCAGAAGACGCUGUGCAUUACUAUUUCAACAGACAGUGGAGUCGGCAAAAAUCUGAACUUAAACUCGAAGUGUUAGUUGAAGACGACCAUGAGAACGAGAAUGAAAAUAUAGACCACUUCAAUCAUGGAGAUGACAAAAGCUUGAAGAACAAAGAUGACAGAAAUCCUUAUAUCAAAAUGAUGGCUAGUCCUUUGGUUCUGGAAGGAUUUAAUUUUAAGAAAUCUGAGCCACAUGGAGAUGACACUGCAAAGAAUGCUACCAAGGAGAAGGAUACACCUAAGAUGCAGUUUACGAAUGGAUGCGAUUCUCUGAUUGGUGAACUAAUGUUGAGCGGUGUCAAGAUAGCAAAAAUCCAAUCCAAGCUUCACCCACUUCUACAGAAGAAAAAUAAGGAGAAGAGAGAUCAUUUCACAGAAGAGAAGAAGAAAGCGAAGACAGAGACUAAGAAGACGAUGUUUUCAUUUUUUCGUCAUGUGUUUGGUUGAUGCCUGAGACAUCUGUAAAACAAACUAUAGACAGAGAAUUGUUGAAUUAUAUAUAACAUUUUUGAAUUUUUGUAAUACAUAUCACCUGA